CGGAAGUGGUGCUCGGGGCGCAUGCGCUGUGCUUCCUCUGGGGUUCUGGCUCCGGCUCCGUGUCUGUCGGGCGAUGGGCUCCCGGGGGGCGGGGGCGGCGGCGGCGGCGGCGGCGGCGGCGGCGGAGCGGGUCCGAGGCGGAGGCGUGGGCCUCCCCUUCCUGCUGCUCCGCGGGUCGGGCGUGGCGGGCCUGGUGCUGCUCUACUACGGCUUCUCCAUCGGGAUCACCUUCUACAACAAGUGGCUCCUGAAGAGCUUCUCCUUCCCGCUGUUCAUGACGCUGCUGCACCUGCUGGUCAUCUUCCUGCUCUCGGGGCUGGCCAGGAGGGGCCGCGGCGGGAAGGGCCUCUCUUCCUCCUCCUCCUCCGCCUCCUGGCGCCCGGGCCGCCCGCUCCUUCCCUGGGGCGCCUACCUGCGCCAGGUGGCUCCCACAGCCCUCUCCACCGCUUUGGACGUCGGCCUCAGCAACUGGAGCUUCCUCUACGUCACGGUCUCCCUGUACACCAUGACCAAGUCCUCGGCCGUCCUCUUCAUCCUUUUCUUCUCCCUGGUCUUCAAGCUGGAGGAGCCGAGGGCGGCCCAGGUGCUGGUGGUGGUCCUGAUCGCCGCGGGGCUCUUCCUCUUCACCUACAAAGCCGUGCAGUUCGACGGAGAGGGCUUUGCGCUGGUGCUGGGCGCCUCCUUCCUGGGGGGCAUCCGAUGGACCCUGACCCAGAUCCUGCUCCAGAAGGAUGAACUUGGGCUCCAGAACCCCAUAGACACCAUGUUCCACCUCCAGCCGGCCAUGUUCCUCGGUCUCUUCCCGCUCUUCGCUGUCAUUGAGGGCCUCCCUUUGUCCACUUCGGAGAAGCUCGUCCGUUUCCACGAGGCUGGGCUCCUGAUGUCCCUCCUGGCCAAGCUGGCCUUGGGGGGCAUCCUGGCCUUUGGGCUGGGCUUCUCCGAGUUUCUCUUGGUCUCCAAAACCUCAAGCUUGGCCCUCUCCAUCUCUGGGAUCUUCAAGGAAGUCUGCACGCUGCUGCUGGCCACCCACCUGAUGGGAGACCACCUCAGCCUCCUCAACUGGCUGGGCUUCAUUGUCUGCCUCCUGGGGAUCACCCUUCAUGUGGCCUUAAGGGCCAAAGGUCAGAAAGGCCCAAAGCCGCCAAAGGAACCGGACCUGGAGCUGCUGCUGCUGCCUCACCAAGACAGGGAGGAAGCGCUGGCAGAGGCCCCACUCCAGCGCUGAACCCCUCAGGACCCCCAUGGACCAGCCCACCCCAAGAGCUGCAAGUGAGCCCCAUGGUGAUGGUGGUGGCCUUCCACUGCAAGGGAGGGGAAGGGCUGGACCUUUGGCCCCUUCUGGAGCCAGUGCAGAGGGAUGCCAUGGCUGCCUGAAGCAUUCAGCUGGCUAGUGUUUCAGCAGAUGCUGCACUGUGUUCAGAUGAUGGCUUUUGGGCCUUCUGUGGGUAGCCCCAGGCUUUUCCCAGGCAUUGGGGGGCUCCUUUCUCUGGGGCCAGCAAAGUGAGGUCACUGCUGGAGCAUGGGACCAGCAGAAGAAAGAUGAUGGUAGAUUUUGCUCUGUGCUGAGGUGUGCAGAACAGGUUUCUGACAAUGGCGUUUCCAAAAGCCCCCCCCCC
Messenger RNA from Sceloporus undulatus (fence lizard), 1616 nucleotides. It is a transcript of the gene SLC35H1, whose product is annotated as solute carrier family 35 member C2. The transcript is spliced from 9 exons. Gene Ontology annotation, molecular function: antiporter activity. Lineage: Eukaryota; Metazoa; Chordata; Lepidosauria; Squamata; Phrynosomatidae. The record is from RefSeq and is a predicted model, not a curated record. The coding region runs from base 74 to 1225 and encodes 383 amino acids. Gene Ontology annotation, cellular component: endoplasmic reticulum-Golgi intermediate compartment; cis-Golgi network; Golgi apparatus. Gene Ontology annotation, biological process: UDP-glucose transmembrane transport.